ACAGAGAGAGAGGAACCAUAGUUGGGGGAGCAUCUAUUUAUCUUCCGAGGAAUGCCUGAAAUCUUCGAGGCGAUGGGGACUGUUCUCCGGAUUAUUCUCUGCAUGGAUCAUACUACGUGUUAUUUCACGCUGUCGGUAUCGGUAUGAUUAACGUAAAGUUGGAUUACGGGAGUAUGGAGAGGAGGAAGAGCCUGUUUCCCUGGCUGGUACUCUUCACGGUGCAGUUCAGCCGGAGUUCACAGCAAGUACUCAGAAUAGGUGGUAUCUUUGAGACUCGUGAGAGUGAGUUGGUGAGUGUAGAGGAGUUGGCGUUUAAGUUUGCAGUGAGCAACAUCAACAGGAACCGGACCUUAAUGCCCAACACCACUCUGACCUACGACAUCCAGAGAAUCAACCUCUUCGACAGCUUCGAGGCCUCCAGGAGAGUGUGUGACCAGUUGGCUCUGGGUGUAUCUGCAGUGUUUGGCCCGUCCCACAGCUCCUCAGUCAGUGCUGUCCAGUCCAUCUGUAACGCCCUGGAGGUACCCCACAUCCAGACGCGCUGGAAACACCCGUCAGUGGACAACAGAGACACAUUUUACAUCAAUCUCUACCCAGAAUACACUGCAAUCUCCAGAGCCAUACUGGACAUAGUGACUUUCUUCAAGUGGAAGAGCCUAACAGUGGUCUACGAGGAUAGCACAGGUCUGAUGCGGAUGCAGGAGUUGAUCAAGGCUCCGUCUAAGUUGAACCUGAAGAUCAGGAUACGGCAGCUUCCACCUGGAGAGAUUGAUGCCAGACCUCUUCUGAAGGAGAUGAAGAAAGACAAAGAGUUCUAUAUCUUGUUUGACUGCUCCUACCGGACCUCCGCAGAGAUACUCAAACAGCUCUCGUCGAUGGGAAUGAUGACAGAAUACCAUCACUUCUUCUUCACUACAUUGGAUCUGUUUGCGUUAGACCUGGAGCCGUACCGCUACAGUGGGGUGAAUAUGACAGGUUUCAGGCUGUUGAAUAUAGACGACCCGUAUGUAGCUUCCACCAUGGAGAAGUGGUCUCUGGAGAGGCUUCAGGCUCCACCUAAACAGGAGAGUGGAUUAAUGGAGGGAGUCAUGACGACGGAGGCGGCGUUGAUGUAUGACGCAGUGUUCAUGGUUGCCGUGGCGUCACAGCGAGCCACUCAGAUGACGGUCAGCUCCCUGCAGUGUCACCGACACAAACCCUGGCGCUUUGGACCUCGCUUCAUGAACCUCUUCAAAGAGGCCCAGUGGGAUGGUCUGACAGGUCAUAUAGUCCUCAAUAAGACAGAUGGGCUGAGGAGAGACUUCGACUUGGACAUCAUCAGUCUGAAGGAAGAUGGCACGGCCAGGGGCUUUGUAGAAGGCUCCAGUCGUCUCACUAAAAGGUGGAGCAAGAUUGCGGUGUGGAACUCCUACACGGGUUUGAACCUUACAGAGACCAACAGGGAUAAAACCAACAAUGUGACGGACUCUAUGGCCAACAGGACACUGAUCGUUACUACUAUAUUGGAAAACCCUUAUGUGAUGUUUAAGAAGUCAGACAGGGAGCUGUCCGGUAACGACCGGUUCGAGGGCUACUGCCUGGACCUGCUGAAGGAGCUGUCCAACAUCCUGGGGUUCACCUACGAGGUCAAACUGGUGUCUGAUGGGAAGUAUGGUGCACAAAACGAUAAGGGGGAAUGGAACGGCAUGGUCCGAGAGCUCAUCGACCACAUAGCUGAUCUGGCAGUAGCCCCUCUGACCAUCACAUAUGUGAGGGAGAAGGUGAUAGACUUCUCUAAGCCCUUCAUGACUCUGGGCAUCAGUAUCCUGUACAGGAAACCCAACGGCACCAACCCUGGAGUGUUCUCCUUCCUCAACCCCCUGUCGCCUGACAUCUGGAUGUACGUACUACUGGCCUGCACCGGAGUGAGCUGUGUCCUGUUUGUCAUCGCCAGGUUUACUCCCUACGAGUGGUACAACCCUCACCCCUGCAACCCCUCAUCAGAGUUGCUAGAGAAUAAUUUCACCUUACUCAAUAGUUUCUGGUUCGGAGUGGGAGCUCUCAUGCAGCAAGGGUCAGAGUUGAUGCCUAAGGCCUACUCCACCCGUAUAGUAGGAGGUAUCUGGUGGUUCUUCACCCUGAUCAUCAUCUCCUCCUACACGGCCAACCUGGCUGCCUUCCUCACCGUGGAGAGGAUGGACGCCCCCAUCGACUCGGCUGACGACCUGGCUAAACAGACCCGUAUAGAAUACGGAUCAGUCAGGGACGGGUCCACCAUGACCUUCUUCAAGAAAUCCAAGAUCUCCACCUAUGAGAAGAUGUGGGCGUUUAUGAGCAGCAGGAAGAACACAGCUCUGGUGAAGAACAACAGAGAGGGGAUCACCAGGGUGCUGACCACAGACUACGCUAUGUUGAUGGAGUCCACCAGCAUAGAGUACAUCAGUCAGAGGAACUGUAACCUCACGCAGAUAGGAGGACUCAUAGACUCCAAGGGCUACGGAGUGGGCACACCAAUAGGCUCCCCUUACAGAGACAAGGUGACCAUCGCCAUCCUGCAGCUCCAGGAAGAAGGGAAGCUUCACAUGAUGAAGGAGAAGUGGUGGAGAGGGAACGGUUGUCCUGAGGAGGACAACAAAGAAGCCAGCGCGUUGGGCGUGGAGAACAUCGGCGGCAUCUUUAUCGUCCUGGCGGCCGGACUCGUCCUGUCCGUGUUCGUAGCCAUCGGAGAGUUCAUCUACAAGGCCAGGAAGAACUCUGACAUAGAGGAGUGUGUCUCUUUUAGCUCCGUCAUGGAGGAGCUGGGUAUCUCCCUGCGCUGUCACAAAACCAUCAGGCGAAGGUCACGACCCCGGGGACGAUCUGGAUUGGCCAGCGUCCUCUGUCACCCCAAACGCAUCCUGAGGAAAGAGACUAUGGCGUAGGGACAUCCUCGCCUAUGCUUUAAUGAACUGAGGAAAACUCUUGUUGUAACAGACUCUUAUUGGACCCCCCCCCCCUCUCCCAAGAUCUGUUUGUUUGUAUAUAUUGGACUGGAUGUUGUUUGUUUCUCUCUCUCUCUUUUGUUUUUUUGUGUAUAUGCAUAAGAGCAAAUGAAUAUUGAGGAUGUAUUGUUCAUCAACCAGGAAAUGAACAUUGAGGAUGUAUUGUUCGUCAACCAGGAAGUAGGAAUCUGACAGUUUGGAGUGGCGAUACAGUGCUUGGGUGUUUUAUACAUUUUACAGUGCUUGACUGGUUUAUACAUUUUGUGAAAAAGUGUAAACAGCUCUUUUGCCUCAAAAUACCAGAUCAUUGAACUACUAGAGAAGAAACAAAGUCCUGAAAGAAUGUUUCACUCUGGCUAAGGAGACUUCCAGACUGCAUGGUGUCUUUGAUGCAACAAUUGUAAAUGACAUGAUGGGAUAAUCCAGGAUGCUCUGUGAGAUUGGACUCCUCUGCUACUGAGGAUACUACCUUGGACCACUGUCCUUUAUUAACAAAUCAUUUUACGGCUCUGAGCCCGACUUCACCGGGCCACUCCAAACAAGGUACUUUGCCACUCCCCCCCACCCCGUCCUUUCAACUUUACCUCAGCACAAAGUGCAAUUUCCUCUCAGUCUGGUCAUGGGCUACUAAAUUUCCCCUGGGGGCUAAACAAGACAGACAUACAGGUUCUCAUUUCCGGGCCUUUGCCAACAAUAGAUCACGGGAUCGCUUUAGUCAUGUCCUCUUGACUACACUGUUGGCUUAAAUCCUACUGUUCAUCCAUGAAUUUGAAGUUCAUUGACAACUUCUGGGAGAGGUCUCAGUUUUACCCGUGCGAGCAAGUGUUCUCAGCCAUCAUCGAGGAGGCUCUUGUAAAACAUUGACUCAUAGACAGCCCAACCCUGGCCCAGGUUGUUCUUCCCAUUUCCACUAUAUCACAGCUUUAUCAUCGUACUACUACAGAUAACCAUAUUCCCAAGGGGUGUUGUGUGUAUUAAUGUUGUGACCAUAAAGUUAAUGUAAUCUGUAAUCUGUUAGUUCUGUUAGUUAUGUUACUGUUAGCCCAAUUGGGAAGCCCACUGUGGUAAACUCGCCCAGUGCUAUUAUUUCAAAUACCAUAAAUAUGGACACCACCGCUGUUUCCAAAGGGCAUAGAGUGCUUGGACUGUUAAAUAUCAAGGUAGAAACGUUUGGGGUCAAAGAUGGGACACGAGUCCGGAUGUUUUGGUUCUCACAUAGACUUGGCUAAAUGGCUCGAUCUCGGAUAAGGACAUGGGAUACUGCAGAUUACAGCAUAUUCACCUUGACUUUGUUCACAUUUUGUUCUGUUACAGCCUGAAUUUAAAAUGGAUUAAAUGUGAGAUUUGUGGGGGGUCACUGGACUAAUGUCAAAGGAGAAUAAUGUUUUUCAAAAAUGUUUAUUUAUUAAUUUUAAAAAAUGAAAAGCUGAAAUGUCUUGAGUCAAUAAGUAUUCAACCCCUUUGUUAUGGCAUGCCUAAAUAAGUUCAGGAGUAAAACAUUCUACACAAUACUAAAAUAAUUGACUGAGUGAAAAUAAGGAAGCCUGUACAGAAAAAAAAUAUUCCAAAACAUGCCUCCUCUGUUUGUAACAAGGCACUAAAGUAAUACUGCAAAACAUUUGGCAAAGCAAUUCACAUUUUGUCCUGAAUACAAAGUGUUAUGUUUGGGGCAAAUCCAAUACAGCACAGUGAUGAGUACCACUCUCAAUAUGUUCAAGCAUAGUAGUGGCUGCAUCAUGUUAUGGGUAUUCUUGUAAUCACUAAGGACUGGGGAGUUUUUCAGGGUAAAAAAAAUAAAUGGAAGGGAGCUAAGCACAGACA
This is a messenger RNA of Oncorhynchus mykiss (rainbow trout), 4781 nucleotides long. The record is from RefSeq and is a predicted model, not a curated record. Lineage: Eukaryota; Metazoa; Chordata; Actinopteri; Salmoniformes; Salmonidae.